Molecule: messenger RNA, 813 nt
Organism: Babesia bigemina
Lineage: Eukaryota; Apicomplexa; Aconoidasida; Piroplasmida; Babesiidae
Product: PHOSPHATIDYLINOSITOL GLYCAN, putative
Exons: 7
Coding region: 1-813 (270 amino acids)
Biological process (GO): GPI anchor biosynthetic process
Cellular component (GO): membrane; glycosylphosphatidylinositol-N-acetylglucosaminyltransferase (GPI-GnT) complex
Source: RefSeq, a predicted model, not a curated record
AUGGAGCCCAGGCCGCGCUGGAAGCGCAUCACGUAUAAGCGGCAGCCGUACCCCGCCAACUACGUCAGCGAUGACUUCCUGCGCGGGCUCAGCGAAAACGUCUGCAACAACUACACGCUCAAGGAUGUCUGCCCCAAGACCAUGAUGCUCACGCAGCACUGCAGCACCAUGCUGAUCAUGGGACACAUGUUCAUGCUGGUCAAGGACGACGCCAUACCGUUACAAUACGUGGAGGUCGCUGCGAUGCUGGUGAACCUGCUGUUCUGCGCGCUCAUGUACGCGGCAAGCAGGACCAAGAUAGGUGAGUGGCACGCAUCCCCCGACAUAAUGCAAUCAGACCGGUUCCGACACGUCAUAUUCGCCUUCGUUGUGCAGUUGGCGCUGCAGCUUUUGCAACCGGUUUUCCAGACGCUGACGUCAUCGUUCAGCUACGACACGGUAUACGAAGAUUACGUCAGGGACGUGGAUGCGCUGCCCAUGAACUGCCUUAUUCUGGUGGCCAUUCUCGUCUCGUCGCGAUUCGGAUGCCCGCAGAAGGUUAGUCACAGCCAAACCGAUGUGACACGGCGCAGAACCUUCUCCGUUCUGCCGCUUCUGCAGCGGUUCCUCAUGGAAAGCAAGAGCGUGCCUGUGAUAUACGGGUCUACCGCAGCAGUUGUGUUGGCCACCUGCAGCUGUCUAUACGCCUGCCACCCAGCGCUGGUACCAGUCUAUAUACUCGGCCGCGCAGCAACGUAUCCGGGCGAUGGAAUCCAGACCAGGUCCCCAAAAAUAGGAAACACCAUUGCACGGAGCCCGCGUAAGGACCAGUAA